Anthonomus grandis grandis is the source of this 6335-nucleotide messenger RNA. It is a transcript of the gene Patr-1, whose product is annotated as protein PAT1 homolog 1. Gene Ontology annotation, molecular function: RNA binding. Gene Ontology annotation, cellular component: P-body. Gene Ontology annotation, biological process: P-body assembly; deadenylation-dependent decapping of nuclear-transcribed mRNA. NCBI's taxonomy places the organism in Eukaryota, Metazoa, Arthropoda, Insecta, Coleoptera, Curculionidae. The transcript is spliced from 15 exons. The record is from RefSeq and is a predicted model, not a curated record. Bases 100 to 2520 code for a protein of 806 amino acids.
CAGAAUAAUAGUAGCUCAUCUAGAAAGUUGUUUCAUUUUGCCUUGCUGAUAAUUAAAAAUUAAAAAAAAAUAUAAUGUUUGCAAUUAUUGGGAAAUCAAAUGGCUAAUUCUUUUUUUGAUUUUGACACUUCCCUAAAGGGAGACUUAGACCUAAAGAAUGGUGCUCCUCUGCUGCCAGAGGAUGAGGAAGGUUAUGAUGAAGAGGAAUAUGAUGCCCUAAAUGAUGAAACUUUUGGUCAAUCAACUUUGGAUGACUGGGAAGAGCAGCAUAAACAGUUUGCAGAAAUUAAAGAGAGCUCUAGGCACAAUGACAAACUUGAAAAUUCAAUUUCGCAGCUUGGCUUAGACGAUUCUUCGGAUGAUGAUGUUUCCAAAGACCUGCUUACAUUUCCUAAGGAUUCAUCUGUGUGGGCGUAUACUCCUAUUCAAAAAAAUGGAGAAUUAUCUUAUCAUCCAAACCCUUCUGCUGUAUUGUCGUCACUACAAAAAGCGUCAAAAUCAUUUAUUGAAAAUCAAACUAACAAUGCAGCUUUUUCCUAUCUGAACCAACAGAGGAACAAUAGCUUGCCAUCUACGGGGUUUCCAAGCACACCUGGAAAAAUAUGCACUGUUGAGGAACUAGAAAAAAACUUAAUUCAAAAUUCCCAACAGGCUAAGCUGCAGAACACCGCGUCCAUAGAAACGAAAGCACAAGAACUAGUGUCGAUACACAAUAGAACAAUACCUCAUACGCCUGUUAUUGCAUCCCAAAAUCAAGCACUACUUAGCAACCUACAUCAUGCUUCACAAAACCAGCAGAGACCUCCUUAUUUACAACUGGCUCAUCAUACACCCUAUCAUCCUCUUCUACAGCAUUCAAACGCUAGGAUGCCUCCUCCCGGACUUCCACCUCUUAAUAUUCCUCCGCCUAAUAUGCGGCUCCCUCCGUCGCUUACCACGCCCCAUCCAAUGCUACCUCCAGGCUUUAGGAUGAUACAGCACCCUCAUUUAAUGCCACCCAAUGGAGUGGCCCGAUCACCUGCAUUUUCACCAUAUACUCAUUCCUUACCAGUUAACCAUCAGUACAACUUCCCGCCUCCUCCCCAUAGUAUAGCUCCGUCUUUAUCCAUUAUUCAAUGCCAAAAUAAAUCAACGGUACCUCGGAUGCAACAAGGUCAAACGCAGCAAUAUUCACCGCAAAGGCCACAACCGCAAUACGGCCAACAGUAUCCGCAGAGAAUGAGACAUGAGGGCGAAAGUCAUAGGCAUAGUCAUGGAGACGGGCAAGACAAUAAUCGAGACGAAUACGCUGGUUUGAUGACUUUAAAAGAUAAGCAAUGGCUGCUAAACAUUCAAUUGUUGCAGCUUAAUACUGGAACUCCCUAUUUUGACGAUUAUUAUUAUACAAUUUCUAAGGAAAGAAAAGCAAAGAGUAAGAAAGAAAACGUAUUUGAUCGAAGUCAAAAGUAUCAAACUAAUGGUAGACUCAGGAGGAACAGCGACAGGCAAGAAAAUAAUAACUUGACGCCAAAAGUAUAUACGCCUUUGCAGUUUGAAAAUUCCCUUGGAAAGUUACAAUGUGGGUCAGUGAUGGCCCCUAGGAAAAUCAUAGAUAUGGAUAUUGUACAGAUGGAUAAAGAGCAAGACGUACCGCUUCCUUCGAAAGAUUCUAGAAAAACUAAACAAUACCUUCUAGAACUAGAAGCACUUUAUUCUUUACUUCUUAAAGCAGAAGAUAUUAAAAAUCCCUUAUUUAUUAGUAACAUGGAAAAGUGGCGAGAGAUUAAGCAAAAGCAAAGAUUAAAGGAGUUGGAACAAGCCACAACCACAGAACAAAAGCAAGAAGUUUUAAGGUGGUUUCAACUAGAAAGCGAGCCGAUUGUGGAAAAUCAAACAGAAUACAUUAUCAAAAUUUGCAAUGGAUUUGUGCAAGAUGAAAAGUUUUCUAGUUUUCUAAACAUUAGGAAAGGAAAAAUGCUUUUACUAAGACUAUUACCGCACCUGUCGGUAGAUUAUUUUAGUAGUCAACUCUUGGAUAUUUGGAGUAGAGUGCUGUUAAGUUUACCACUAAUAGGCCGCAGAGAUACGGCCGGUGACAAUAUUUUGCCAAAACUGUACCCCUAUUUUGCGAGAUUUGUACAAACAUGCACAAUGUCAGACAUCAUAGAUAUGAUUUCUGGACUGAUGGAAGUGGUGAAACCAGAGAACAACAGAAGCACGCCGCUAAGUCAUGUAGGAAAAGCGCCACUUUAUUUUGUCGUUCUUAAUAAGUUUGGUGUUUCUGCUUUAAUCUGCCUUCUAGUGCGAGCAGAACAGAUUUUCUCAACAGUCGACCCGACCGAAAACCAAUUAAAUCGAUGGACGGAAUUCCUUUCUGCAUGGGCGACCCAUAGCGACAGUGUCAGCAAAGUAGCUGUUCCGCUCACGGCCAUACCUCUUGAUGUAUUUAAGAGGCAUGUUGAUAGAUUUAAUAAUCAACUGACUCAUGACAAGUGUAUGACGCUAAAAAAGUUUUAUGUAGAUAUUAAUAUUGUUAACUGACAUGAUAGAUGAUUGGAAUCCUUUUGUUCUUUUUUAAGCGUCCAACUGCUAAGAAACAAAGUGAGGCUGGGACUGAAAUCUUAGAAUUUAUAAGAAUCAAAAUUUAAAAAAAAACUGUGGACUUUACAUAACAUCUAUUAAAAAUUUAUAUCGGUUUAAUUUAAAAAAAAUAUUCAAACAAGUUUUUCCUAUAUAAUAACAUUUCCUCUGAGAGUUCCAUGAGUCAAAUCUGCUUUACAUUUCAGUUUAGAGAUGUUCCCAGAUAUUUAACGCAAUAUUUUUAUUUCUGAACGAAAAAAUUAGACCAUUUCUGAAUUUUCCUGUUAUUAUAUAUAAGACAGUAUAUUCCUAGGAUGUCUUACGCCAAAAUUUCUAAAUUUGGUUGUUAGAAAAAAUUUUACAUUUUAACUGGUAUGUUAAAUACCCUAUUUUAAAUGCACAGCUAUUUUAAUUUGAUCCAUUACCAAAAAAAUUCAAACAUUUUAUGUGAUAUAUACGUCCUUACAUUUUUAUCUCGAUCCAAAAUUUUAUAUGAAUUUAUCUUAAUAACAAUUAAUAGUUUAUCUUAAUGUUUAGUUGACUAAUGUAUAAUUUUAUAUUAUCUAAAAGUUUUAUUAAAUUAUUGAAAUAUGUGAUUUUGCGGCUGCUAGCUAAUUUAUAUAUACUGAAUAUUAUAGUAGUUUUAACUCUCUCCUUAUAAGAAUAGAGAGUAUUUUUAUAACAAUAUUUAUAUAUGUAUAAUAUUUUUUUUAACAACUUGUCACUUUCUUUAACUAAUAUUUCACGUAACUAUGAAGUUAAAUUCACUUUAACAAGUGUUUUUUGAACCAUCUAGCAUGGGAUGAUAAUAUCUUAGACUACAGGCUGUAAUAAUUAACAUUCUACUGUUUAAACAUGCACAAUAGAACAUACACUACCGGACAAAAGUGGAGAAACAAAGUGUCUUUUGUAUUUAUUUUUAUAUUAGUGUAUUUGAUCAUUAAUUUUUUAUUUUUAUUAAAUAUAAUUUUGUUUCUAGUCUUCAGUACCUCAAUAAAAAAUUUAAAAAAAAAAACAAGUGACAACUAAUAUAUUUUAUUCUUGUUUUUACAGGGGACAAAAGUGGAGAAACACUAUUUUUAUUUAUUUUUUAUACACAAUGUAUUAGUUAGUUGUACAUACAAAGACUAAUAAUGUGUAGCAAAACCCUUAUUUUUUAUAACUUCAGCACACCGACUUCACAUAGAGUUCAUUAGGCUGUCAAUAUAAUCUGCUGAAAUGGAAUUCCACUCCUCUUAAAGAGCUGUGAACAAAUCAUCCUUGUUUCUAAAUUUAUAAUUAUUUUUUUGUCUGAUUUUCCUAUCUAAAUGGUCCCAUAGGAUUUCUAUCGGGUUUAGAUCCGGACUUUGUGCGGGCCAUUUCAUAAGGGGCACAUUGUUGUCUUCAAACCAUUUCUUUACUACUUUUGCGGUAUGCUUCGGAUCGUUAUCCUGCUGAAAUGACCAUCGAAGCGGCAUAUUUUCUUCUGCGUAUGGAAGCAUAUGAUCCUGAAGAAUUCUUAAAAAUUGAAAUUGUCCAUUUUUCCUUCAACUUUUCUUAAUGGUCCUCUCCUGAUCCGGAAAAGCAACCCCAAAUCAUGAUAUUGCCUCCUCCAUGUUUCACAGUUGCCCUAAUGUACUUUGGAUUAAGUCUAGUAUUGGCAGGACGACGAACCCAUUUCAUACCAUCAGAUCCGAAUAGGCAGAACUUACUUUCAUCAGAAAAUAGAACCGUUUUCCACUUUUGGGUUGUCGAAUCAAGAUGUUCCUGUGCAAAUUGGAGUCUAGCCAAUCUAUUCUUUUUAGAAAUGAAUGGUUUUUUGGCUGGACGACGGCUAUAAAGUCCAAAUUCAGUCAAACGACGACGAAUAGUACGCACAGAUACCGAAACCCCAGGUAUUUCAUUAUACAUUUCUGUGGCGGGCAUAAAGGGAUGUUCUGUUGCCAACAUUUUUAUUUUUCUCUUAAUAACUUUAUUCGUUUUCCUUGGCCGUCCAUACCUUGGACGGGUAGUCACACUAUUAUAAUUAUUUUUUAAAAACAGCAAUAGUUUUUGAAACUACGGAUCUAUUACGAUUAUUUUACCUAGCAAUUUUACUUUGUUUUACACCAGCUUGAAAUUUUGAAACAAUUAAUUUUCGGAGAUCAAUACUCAGAUCUAUUCCGCGAGGCAUUUUGCACAAAUCGUAUAUAACAGUUUAACACUCAACUAAUGAUCACUUUAAAUACCAAAUAAGAUUUGUUUGGAAUGUUUAUUCACUUUUGUCCGCCUAAAAUAGCAUAAAUAAUUUUUUAAUCAACUAAUAAGGUAAAUACAAACAAGAAGGAUGUGUUUUUAUACUGCAAUAAUAGAGCUAAAUAUUUUCUACUAAAAAUGUAAAAUAAUAUCUUGUAUGUUAAGAUGUUAUUGUUAAAUUUGUAAAUGUUUCUUCAAUUUUGGCCGGUAGUGUAUGUCAGUAUGCAGAUUUUAAAGUGAUGAUAAUUUUUCUGACCUUCUCCUCUCACUCAUUUAGUUGCAAAUUUUUUUUUAUUUGGGGCGAGAUUAUAACAACUUAUAUAAGUUUCACUUUAUCUAUUAUUUAAUCUUCUCUAGUUAGGAAGUUUAGUAGCCAGUUUUUAAUGCUUUAAUAACAUUAAAAAUUAUUGCAUUAUUAACAAUUUGUUAAACCUCAACAAAAAUCAUCGAACCUUGAAUUUAUUGAACUAUACCUGGAAAUAUAUCUAAUCCUGAAGUCCAUUCCUCAAUAUUUCUAUAGAGUUGAAGCUACUAUUCAGGUAAUGCUUAUUUAAUUUUACCUUUUUACUGGAGUAUUUAAUCAUAUACAUGUUUGAUUAAAAAAAAUAUUUAAAAUAUUAUCGGCGUAAUACAUCUAAAAAGGCAUUUUAUGUUAAUUUUUACAUAAAAUAUAAAUUAAACAAAACCCUAAAAAAAAACAACUUAUUGCGCUUUUUUAGACGCUAGAAAUAUAUAGACGUCGUUAAAACAUCUUCCAAACCGAAUUGCUGAGUAUAGUGCGGCAAAGCUAAAAACCGUGCAAAACUCAAUUUUUUAAGUUUUUAUAAAAUAGAAAAAUUAUAAAAUAUUUGUUUUGAACAUUAAGAUGAAAAAAAAAUAGUCAAUUUUAUUAAUUCUGUUUUUAUAUGAGUCAACACAAACUCAAUUCUAAAGAAAAUGAAUGUUUUGUAAUUAAAAAAUUGAUUUAGCAUAUUAACUGGAAAAAUUUUGUGACUUGUUUUUCUAACUUAUUUGUUUUGGCCAAACAGAAAACUUAGCAACUACAAUUUGAUUUACACUACAUCAGUGUUAAAUAUAUUUUUUUUACAUUGUGAAUUUGUUGAUUGAUCUGUAGAUAAUAAUGAAAAAUGUGAUUUCAUUGUUUUUUUUGUCUGCUUUAUUUGCUAUUUACUAAAGUCUGAUUACACUGAGGCAACGUUUGUUAAAUAAGCAGUUUAUGCAAUGUAUUGCAGUUAUGCGUUCUUUUUGUUUUUGCAACCUUACGUGUAUUUAAUUAAAAAAUCAUAAUAUUGUUACGAUGUUAAAAAAAAAUAUGGAAAGUGGAAACAGGCUUUAGAAGUCCCCGGCCGCGAAAGCAUUUGUUUCAAGUAGUGCGCUAGGGAUGUAAUUCAUUAUAUUAUUUAUAUAAGGUUAUAUAUUUUUUUAUCAUUAGGUAAUUUUAAAAGGAUAUCAGAAAUAUGUUGGAAAGAUAUCGUUAUUUAAAUUGUGCUUUUUUUUAAAAAUAUGUAGUAUCAUAAAAUAUUUAUGUCAGAAAAGAUAUAAAUAAAUUGAAAAUCAGAUUA